AUUUUUGAAUUUUUAUAUGCCAAACUUCAAGAGAUAGUAUAUUUCUGCUUGUACCAGUAACAUUUACUCCUUUCAAGAUCUCACUAUGGAUGCACUACAAGGUACAUUUUUCACUAUGAUGGAACAACUAAAUGCAAAGAUGGCCUCCUUUCAAAGCGAUUUGCAAAAAGUUAGCACCACACCAAGCACUGUGUCUUCUAUAACUGUAGACUUUGGAGUAUUCCAAACAUUUGUAGCAAACACUUUCUGCAACCUUCAGCAGCAACUAGAAUUGCUAGCAAACCAGAUGGACCAAUUCGAGAUGCGAAGUCGCAGAAAGAUUUUGUUAUUCCAUGGUGUCCAGGAAUCCGGUGGCAGUGAUACUUCCCAAGACAUAGUUAAAGUUUUAGCAGACAAAUUGAAGAUCCCAGGUUUUUCCCAAGCUAACAUCAGCAGGUGUCACCGAAUGGGCAGAACAUCUGGAGACAAACCUCGUCCUAUCUUGGUAAAAUUUCCUGAUCUCGCUUUACGGAAUAAAGUAUGGUUUGCCAAGACUGGGUUGAAGGACACUGGAAUCACAGUCUCCGAGUUUUUGACAAAGGGGAGGCACGAGGCUUUUAUAUGCGCUCGACGCCACUUUGGAGUUAAGCAGUGUUGGACGCGCGACGGAUUUGUGGUUAUCGCCGGAAAUGGCGACACAAGACAUCGAGUCACCACCAUAACUGAGGUCAACAAACUUAUAGACUCUAUUUCUGCCGCUGCUGCGAUUGCAUCGGAAGCUUUGAGUUCGGUUUCAUCGGAAGCUAGAGGGUCGGCUGCACCGAAGGCUUCUGCCGCGGUAGCAGCCCGCAGCAAGCGAGUCGUUAGAAAAUGA
This is a messenger RNA of Achroia grisella, 853 nucleotides long. RefSeq lists its product as uncharacterized. Bases 86 to 853 code for a protein of 255 amino acids. The transcript has a single exon. The record is from RefSeq and is a predicted model, not a curated record. NCBI's taxonomy places the organism in Eukaryota, Metazoa, Arthropoda, Insecta, Lepidoptera, Pyralidae.